AAGUGCCGGAAUUGUUGACACCAGUCAAAGAAAGAGUUACCAGGUAUGUAGUAAAUAUCUUAGAGAUAUUUGACGAAGCCACUAAACUUGCAAGCGCUGACAAAUAUCCAACGAGUUCCUUGAUAACACCAAUAAUUUGUGGAUUAAUUGAAAAUUUAGGUACGAUAGAGAAUUCAUUGCAAACUGAUGAAGGUAAAAUGUUUUGCUCAACGGUAAGACGCAAUAUGGUUGGUAGACUUUUAGCGUACGAAAUGAGGACCGUGACCCAAAUAUCCACAUAUCUGCACCCAACACUCAGAAACGGCUUUCGCCAACCAGAGCACAUGUUGUCUGCAAAAGAGAUAGUGCGUCGUGAACUGGGGAAUCUUCUUAAAGAAUUUUCAACUCUCGCUUUAUCAUCGGAACAGCCAGAAGAAACCACAAACAAUUUUAAAAAGCCUGGUAUUCUGGAUUUUUUGCAUUCGCGAAAACGGGAUAUUCCGAACGCCACGGCGGCCGCAGUGAAUAUACUGCUAUUGUAUAUUGAGACUGAAGCCGCCACAGGAAACCACACCGAAAUUGCUGACAAACGUAUGUUUUCGACGUCGGGGUACGUGCUAACAUCCAAAAGGAGCAGGCUUCUGGUUGACGCAGUGGACCAAAUAUGCUUAUCACCUCAAAUGUUUCAUUACAUAAUAAUAAAGAUAUAA
This is a messenger RNA of Bombyx mandarina (wild silkworm), 689 nucleotides long. RefSeq lists its product as uncharacterized. NCBI's taxonomy places the organism in Eukaryota, Metazoa, Arthropoda, Insecta, Lepidoptera, Bombycidae. The record is from RefSeq and is a predicted model, not a curated record.